Messenger RNA from Loxodonta africana (African savanna elephant), 716 nucleotides. RefSeq names its product NADH:ubiquinone oxidoreductase complex assembly factor 3 (gene NDUFAF3). Gene Ontology annotation, cellular component: mitochondrial inner membrane. The coding region runs from base 42 to 599 and encodes 185 amino acids. NCBI's taxonomy places the organism in Eukaryota, Metazoa, Chordata, Mammalia, Proboscidea, Elephantidae. The transcript is spliced from 5 exons. The record is from RefSeq and is a predicted model, not a curated record. Gene Ontology annotation, biological process: mitochondrial respiratory chain complex I assembly.
CUCGCCAAACCGACGCCAGCUCCUCUAGGCUCCGGUUCGUCAUGGCUGCCGCCUUUGCCCUUCGGGGCUUGUACCGGGCGCGUCCCGCCCUGCGCUGUCCGCCCACCGAGCUGCUGUGGGCCCCACGGUGUGGGUAUCGGCUCACGCCAACGGACGACGAGCUGUACCAGCGGACGCGCAUCUCACUGCUGCAACGCGAGUCACCGCACACCAUGUGCAUCGACAGCUACAGCAGCCGCGGCUUCACCGUUAACGGAGACCGCGUGCUCGGGCCCUGCGCGCUGCUCCCGCACUCCGUGGUGCAGUGGAACGUAGGAUCCCACCAGGACAUCACUGAAGAGAGUUUCUCCCUCUUCUGGAUGUUGGAGCCCCGGAUAGAAAUUGUUGUGGUGGGCACAGGAGACCGAAUGGAGCGGCUGCAGCCUGAGGUGCUUCAAGCCGUAAGACAACGGGGCAUCGCUGUGGAAGUGCAGGACACGCCCAAUGCCUGUGCCACCUUCAACUUCCUGUGUCAUGAAGGCCGUGUGGCAGGAGCUGCUCUCAUCCCACCACCUGGACAGACUGCACUCACACCAUCUCUGGCCCAGGCUGCAGAAUGAACCAGUAGGAACUGACCUGUCAUCCAGGAAGGCCCUAGCCCUUUCCAUGGGGUACAAGCUCCCAAUAUUUUCACACUUGUUGGCCAGACUAUUAAUAACCAUUUCUCCUGUUUUGUA